Molecule: messenger RNA, 1206 nt
Organism: Puntigrus tetrazona (Sumatra barb)
Lineage: Eukaryota; Metazoa; Chordata; Actinopteri; Cypriniformes; Cyprinidae
Product: olfactory receptor 52E8-like
Exons: 4
Coding region: 1-1206 (401 amino acids)
Biological process (GO): G protein-coupled receptor signaling pathway
Cellular component (GO): membrane
Molecular function (GO): olfactory receptor activity; G protein-coupled receptor activity
Source: RefSeq, a predicted model, not a curated record
AUGGAAAAUGGAACCAUGCCUUACUAUUUUUAUUUCACUUUGUUCAAGGAUUUUGUUCACAUGAGAUAUCCCAUCCUAAUUUUGACACUUUCAGUUUAUUUAGCAAUUGUAUUAUUUAAUGCCAUCAUUUUGUUUGUGGUGUUUAAAGAGAGAUCUCUUCAUGAGCCAAUGUACAUACUGAUAUCUUGUUUGUCUGCCAAUGAUCUCUAUGGCUCAGCUGGAUUCUUUCCUAGGCUAAUGGUUGAUCUCCUUUUUGAUGCAAACACAAUUUCUAGGCCAGGGUGUUUUGUUCAGAUUUUUAUCAUUUAUACUUAUGCAAUGUCUGAAUAUACAAUAUUAACUCUGAUGGCAUAUGACAGAUAUGUCGCCAUAUGCAAUCCUUUAAAAUAUCAUACAAUUAUGACCCCCAAAGUGACAAUACUGUACAUGGGACUAGCAUCACUUUAUACAGUCUUUUCUAUGAGUCUGGUUAUUUUCUUCUCAGCCAGGUUGCCUUUGUGUGGGACUGACAUAGCAAGACUGUACUGCUCCAACUGGUCUCUGGAUUCGACUAUCUUCAACAACAGUUUUUCUCCUGCCUUCUUCAUCUUCUAUACUUAUGCCAGAAUUUUGAUAAUUUGUCAAAAAAGCCCCAAGGAAUUUAGGGGAAAAGCAUUUCAAACAUGUCUUCCUCACAUUAUAAGCUUUGUUAACUACUCUAUAGCUUCAUUUUGUGAUAUUGCUUUAAGUCGGUAUGAUUCAGACAAAUUUAAGAUUGUGGCUAUCAUUUUUUCAGUGGAAUUCCUGGUUAUCCCUCCUGUUCUGAAUCCCCUUAUUUAUGGCUUAAAUUUACUAGAAAUUCGAAAAACAUUGCAUGCUUGUUUCAGCGAUUUAAAUUUUCGCACCGGAUCAUGUCCUGGCAAUCCAGCAGCUUACAGCUUACAGAUGCUGGGCCUCAUGACCUACAUCAGGGGUGGUGAUCUGGAGCAGAAAGUGCGCCAUCCAGUGGUGAACCCAGGGAAUCUCAGGCAGAUCAUUACAGGACCCCCUCCUUUAGGAACGGCUCCUGACGUUCCCAAUGGCCUUGUUCCCAUGAAGACGGUAAAAGUCCCUAAUAAGAGCCUUGUCCAGGAUGUGGCGAGCAGGGACCCAGGUUCGCUCCUCCGGCCAAAUCCUCCCAGUCCACAAGAAACUGUCGUCUUCCCGAACCAGUCGAGUGUCCAGUAG